UCUCAGUUCAGUUCCUUUUGCCAGAAGAGCUCAGAAUCACAAGGAAACGAACCCCAAAGAUGAGUCUUGCUUACAAAAUCUUAGCCAGCUUCCUUCUGAUUUGCUGCUUCUCCCUCAAAGGUGCAGGUGCAGGGACUGACGUCGUUGUCAAGUGGGGUGCCCUGGAUCGUGUCUUCCACCUGGAAAUUAAAUUUAACACCAGUGACACUGUAGACAACAUUCGCUGGAAGAUACCUGGAAAUAUUGUUCAAUUCAAAAAAAGCAUCAAGCAGCCCCAGACAGAGGGACCAUACAAAGUGUUUGAAGAUGGAACUCUGGAAAUUAAACGUUUGGCGAGAAGCCAUAGUGGUCAUUACUUGGUUGAAAUAUUUGAUGCACAGGGAAAAGGGCUGCAUCGUGAAACCUAUGAGUUGAAGGUUUUAGAGGCAGUCUCAAAACCUGACAUCACCUGGCAUUGUGAGAACAAAACUCUGAUCUGUAAUCUAGUGAAUGGAACUCACGCGGCGUUAACACUGAAAAAGAACGAAAUCUACGUCAAAAAUGGUACUAUAGGGACCAUGAGCAUUGGGUACGAAUGGAAGAACCAUAGCCAGGAGACCACCAUCUUCAACUGCACAGCGAGCAACAAUGCCAGCUCAGAGGACAGUAUAAUGGAAAUUGUUACAGGCGAUUGCCCAGUGAAACGUGUGGACAUUUAUCUCAUCAUCGGCAUCUGCGGGGGAGGCAUCCUCUUGCUGGUCUUUGUGGUGUUGGUCAUAAUCUACAUCAGCAAGAGGAGAAAACGAAACAGUAGGAGAGAUGGUUCUAUUUUUGUAGAAGAGGAGGAGAGAAGAGAGCCCAGAGUAACUGCCAAGGAUGGGGGCCCGAUGCCCCACCAGAUUCCAGGCUCAGCAUCUCCAAAUCCAGCUUUGCUGCAACCUCCUCCGCCGGCUCGUCGUUCCCAGGCGGCGGGUCUCCGCCCCCCACCUCCUGGCCCCCGAGGCCAGCACCAGCAGCAGAAGAGGCCCCUGCCUCACCCGGGUGCUCAAGGUCCCCAGCAGAAAGGCCCUCCCCUGCCCAGACCUCGGGUUUGCCCGAAACCUCCCCACGGAGCUGCAGACAACUUCUAAAUCUGCUCCUGACGAGGCUGUCCCUUCCCUCUAAUUGAAAGUGAUGGAAACUGCGUUCCCACAGCAGGCUCUGUGGGAUGCCUCCACCCCAGGUGUGCACACCUGCACUUCCGUGAGGUAGCGUGCUCUGCGAGUACAUUACCUCCCCAGCUCACGGGCCACAGCCAGCCACAUUUGCACAGCUAACUCAGCCACGUGAUCUAACAUCUGGAGCGUCUCUUCGUAAAUCUCCCUUGCACCAAAAAGGGACAGCAGUGCAAGUUCAUUCCUUGGACGAGGGUGAUGGAGCGCAAGUCCUGGUGAGAUCCUUGCUUCUCACUGAGGUCAAGCCCAGAUGUGAGCAUCUGGUAGUCUCUAUUCCCGUGUCUCUUGGCACAGCCCACCUGGUGGGCAUAGCCCACCACUCUUGGGUUUCUUAUAUGUCUGGUGGACACUGGCCCACCCUCUGGUGAACAGAAGUGAAU
Molecule: messenger RNA, 1573 nt
Organism: Talpa occidentalis (Iberian mole)
Lineage: Eukaryota; Metazoa; Chordata; Mammalia; Eulipotyphla; Talpidae
Gene: CD2
Product: CD2 molecule
Exons: 5
Coding region: 60-1109 (349 amino acids)
Source: RefSeq, a predicted model, not a curated record